GAAAGAGAGGCCUGUGUGCAAACUUCUCUGCUUUCAUUGCCUGGGAACAAAGAAGCUGAGGCCCAGGCCCAGACUUCAUUUAGUUCAUUGCCAGAAUGGAAGUCUUUGAGUAGUUCCCCCCAAUCACAACCUUCCUGUCUCGAACUAUUAGAGAAGAUUGCUUCUUUGCCAAUGCUAAUUGAGACCCAGAUGCAAACCUCAGCUGUUGACUUACCAUUUUGUUCAGGAACAGACAUGCAAGUGCAGACUUCGUUUUCUGACUAUAUGUCAGAAAGAGAGGAGACAUCCUCCAUUGGAACUGAGGCCCAAAAUAAGCAGUCACCUUCUGAGUUAUCAUUAAACAUAUUAUACCCUUUAUAUAUUGAUACUGGGGUGCAAACUUUGCCUGUGGAGAUACCACCUGGGAAUGACUGGCGUGCUGCACGACUACAAGCUGAGGCCCAGGUACAGACCUCAUUAACUUCAGUGACAGAGGAACCUUACACUGUCUUCCAUGGAGAGCUGCCAAAGCUUGAGUUAGAGAAAGAAGAAUCAGUGACAAGUGGACUGGGAGCCCAUUUUGCCCUAGAAGAGACGUCUUUCCCACCUGAACUGAUUGAAGCGGCUAUACAAACAUCUGACACUUUGCUUCGGGAAUGGGAUAAGUGGCACUUACUCCGAUCACCACAAGUUACUGCAAAGGUCCAAACAUCAACCGUUGAACUGCUAAAGAAGCUUUCUUUACUAUCCCAGAUUGAGUCCACUGAACCAAAUUCCCAUACUGAAUUACUAAAGAAAGCUUCUUCUCUUUCAGUGGCUGAACCUCUACUUCAGCCUUCAAGUGAAUUAAUGAGGAAAGCUUCUUCUUGGUCAGAAUGUGGGCCCAAGGACCAGGCCUCAAAUGACGAGCUACUGAAGAAACGUCCUUCUUCAGCACAAAUAGUCACCACUUCGGCACAUGACUCUGCAGGAAUGCUCCCUUCCUCCACAACAAAAAGAACAAUUCAUGUACAAACAUCUGACCUAGAACUAAUGAAGAAGCUUUCUUCUGUGUCACAUAUGGAAGCUCAGGAGAAGAUUUCAGAUACUGAUUUCCGAAAGUAUUCAAAAUUGUCAUUGGCUGAAGCUGGGGAUGAAAAUCAGGGGGCACUGAAAGAAAAAAAAGGGUCCCCUGUUACACCACAAGAAGUAGAAGAUCAGAUACGCAAAUGGUAUCAUGAACUUCCAGAGGUUCAGACAUCAGAGCCUCAGGCUCCAAUCCAAAGAGAGCCUUUUUGGCCCUCAACAGUGGACAGUGGGGUACAAACUUCAUAUGUUGAAAUACCAUUUGGAAAUAAGUGGCGGGCAUCACGCUUGCAAGCUGAAGCCGAGGUUCAGACUAUGGAUCUUGAAUCUUGUUCCCAGUUGCAAAGUGAUAAAGAGGCACAAGUGUCCUUGCUUGAAAUAUGGCAAGCAAGAGACUUGGCAGAUACUCAGAUGCAGACUUCCAACUUUGAUAUCACUGAAACUGAUGCAUUUGAAACAACAGAGUCCCCUCCACCAUUAGUUGUGGAUAAUGAGGCACAGACUUCACUGUUUGAUAUUUGGAAGACAAAAGAACAAACCAGUGUCCAAAUACAGACUUCUCCAGUUGAGAUGCCACCACAAGGAAUUCAGUCUCUACCAAAAGAACAAAACAACACUUUGGUGCAGACCUCCUUUUUUGACAUAUGGAAGGGAAAAGAACUAGACAACCUGGAAAAGCAUACAUCUGACAACCAGUUUUUGGAGCCAAAAAUGGAGUCUUCUGCUCCAUUACACACUGACUUGGAAUUGCAAACAUCUUUGACGGAUGCAUGGAGGAAAAAAGAACUAAGAGAUACUCAAGCACAGACUUCUUUCCAGUUGCUGGAACCAAAAAUGGAAUCUUCUCCUCCAUUACACACUGACUUGGGAUUGCAGACAUCUUUGACGGAUGUAUGGAGGAAAAAAGAACUAAGGGAUACUCAAGCACAGACUCCUUUCCAGUUUCUGGAGCCAAAAAUAGAGUCUCCUCCUCCAUUACAAGCUAAUUUGGAAUUGCAGACAUCGUUCACGGAUAUAUGGAGGAAAAAAGAACUAAGAGAUACUCAAGUACAGACUUCUUUAGAGUUUCUGGAGCCAAAAAUUGAGUCUUCUCCUCCAUUACGAACUAAUUUGGAAUUGCAGACAUCUUUGACAGAUGUAUGGAGGAAAAAAGAACUAAGAGAUACUCAAGUACAGACUUCUUUUCAGUUUGUGGAACCAAAAAUGGAGUCUUCUCCUCCAUUACAAACUGAUUUGGAAUUGCAGACAUCGUUCACAGAUAUAUGGAGGAGAAAAGAAACAGUGGCUACUCAAGUACAGACUUCCUUGCCUGAUUUACGAGCAGCAAAGGAAGAACCUCCUCUUGUGUCACAAAUGGAUGCUCAGGUGCAAACCUCUGAAACUGACAUACCUGUUGAAGAUUCAUGGGGAUCAUCACACCUGCAAGCUGAUUUUCAACAGCAGGCUUCAUUGGAUCUAAAAGAGGAGACAAACUUAGAGGCUCCUCCUCUGUUGCAAAUGGACACACAAGUACAAACCUCCCUUCUUGACCUAUGGAAAGCAAAAAAACUAAAUCAUGCCGAGAUUCAAACUUCCUGGAUAGAUUUGCCAGAAUCCACAGUACUUCCGCUCCAACCGCAAUAUGAAAACCUGGUUCAUUCACCCAUGCCUGAGAAGGUAGAGUCUCUUCCUGCAUUCCAAAUCGACUCCCAUGUGCAAACUUCCUCUCUUGACAUCUGGAAACCCAAAGAACUAACUGAUGCUGAGAUGCAAACAUCCCUGCCCUAUUUGCCACAAACCAGUGAAGUGCUUACAGUCCCAACUCAGGCUGAAAUCCCAGUGCAACCACUCACCCUUGGUUUAGCAGAUACAGCAGCUGAAUUUUCCCUCCAAGAUCAAAGUCACACAGAGCAGCAAAUCUUGUCUGAUGAGUCAAAGCCAAUGUUUGUUCAAGGAGGAAGCUCUGAAACUGAAUUACCAAAGUCUCCUUCACUAUCACAAACCAAGGUCCAGAGCUCUCAGCUUGAUAUACAGGAAGCCAAAGAACUACCUGAUGCCCAGAUGCAAUCUUCCCAUACCACCCUACCAAGUGCCGUAUUUGAGUCUCCUGUCUCAUCAUUCACAGCUGUGUCUCCUGUCACCUCAGGCAUGGCCAUAUCAACUUUGGCCUCAGCCAUGUCACCUGUUCCCUCAGGCAUGGCUGUGUCCCCUGUCCUCUCAAGCAAGGCUGUGUCACCUGUCCCUUCAGGCAUGGCCAUAUCCCCUGUCUCCUCAUGUUUGGCCAUGUCCCCUGUGCCCUCAGCCAUGGCCGUAUCUCCUGUCCUCUCAGUCAAGGCUGUGUCCCCUGUCCUCUCAGGCAUGGCUGUGUCAUCUGCCUCACAGAUAACUACAUCCCCCGUUCCUUCAUGUACAGCUGUAUCUCCUGUGCCUUCCCGCACAGUUGCAUCUCCUAUCCCUUCACAUGUGGCUGCUUCUCCAGUCCCCUCAGUCACAGCUACAUCUCCCAUUCCAUCAUAUGCAACAUCACGUACUGCCAGUCCAAAGCGACCACCCACACCUGCAUCUCCAUAUUUAAAAGUGGACCCUGCCCAUGUGGAUGAGACUAAUGCUCCAAUACAAAAAUCACUGCUUGAAUUGUGGACCACAAGAGAGGAAACAGAGGUUCAAAUGCAAACUGCGAAGCUUGGCCUUUCCUUUGAAGAAGAGUUCUGUUUAUUCACAAAGCUAGAAGAGACCCACAUGAAACUUACAGAUGUUAAGAUACCUGAAGGAAAGAAGUCGGAUAAAGUUUCAAAGGUGAAAUCAAAAACUCCUGCAUUUACUGAAGCACAGGUUCAAACCUCAUUUGUUGACAUACCCCGGGGAAAGAAAUGGCGUUCAUCUCGCUUAUGUACAGAGGCCCAAGUACAAACCUCGCAUCAUGAUAUUCAUGUGAAAGAUAGGACUCCAACUGUGCAUGAUCAUGCAGCGACCAGAAGGGUGUCAAAGGGACCAAGGAGAACAGCUCCGAUGUCUGUGCACUUGCAUGUAAAGAUGUCUCCAAAGCGGCGAACUAGCAAUGAAAGAAAAUAGUGAAUACUUGGAUUUAAAGAAAUAAAAGAUUACAAAAUACCA
Molecule: messenger RNA, 4137 nt
Organism: Sceloporus undulatus (fence lizard)
Lineage: Eukaryota; Metazoa; Chordata; Lepidosauria; Squamata; Phrynosomatidae
Product: paternally-expressed gene 3 protein-like
Exons: 2
Coding region: 172-4095 (1307 amino acids)
Source: RefSeq, a predicted model, not a curated record